GACAGAGGAGAAAUCGUUUUUAACCCCGUCCACUCGCCGACUCGCCUCUCCUCCUCGCUCGCCGUCGCCGUCGCGGGAGACUCCGGCGAGCGCGUUGACGUGGCCAUGUCGGGGACGGGGUGCUUCCCGGCGGGGGAGAUGGCGGCGGUGGCGAGGGUGUGCCGGGACGGGGCGGCGGCGGCGAGGCUCAAGACGGGCUCCCUGCUCGCCAUCCUCGUGGCGAGCGCCGUCGGCAUCUGCCUCCCCGUGGCGCUCACGGGGGCGUUCCGCGGGAAGGCCGGGUACGCGCGCGGCCUCCUCCUCGUCAAGUGCUACGCCGCCGGGGUCAUCCUCUCCACCUCGCUCGUCCACGUCCUCCCCGACGCGCACGCCGCGCUCGCCGACUGCGCCGUCGCCACGCGCCGCCCGUGGCGGGACUUCCCCUUCGCGGGCCUCUUCUCCCUCGUCGGCGCGCUCCUCGCCCUCCUCGUCGACCUCUCCGCCUCCUCCCACCUCGAAGCCCACGGCCACCACCAGCACGCGGAGGAGGGGGAGUCGCCGCCGCCGCCGCCGCCGACCCACCAACCCUACGCCCCAAUCCCCACCACCAAGAAGUCCCCCGUCUUCGAGCUCUCCGGCGAGAUGAGCCCCAAGAAGCGCGCGCACUCAGACGACACGGACCGGGACGACGUGGCGCUCUUCGGGGCCAAGAGCGCGGUCCGGAGCGACGAGGUCGUCGUCGCCCCCCGUGUCGGCUGCCAUGGGCACCACGACGUGGUGGAGGUUGGGGAGGAAGGAGGAGGAGGGGAGGAGGAGGAGGCGAGGAGGAAGCAGAAGAUGGUGUCCAAGGUGCUCGAGAUUGGGAUCGUGUUCCACUCGGUCAUCAUCGGGGUCACCAUGGGGAUGUCUCAGGAUGUCUGCGCCAUCCGGCCGCUCGUCGUCGCGCUCUCCUUCCACCAGGUGUUCGAAGGAAUGGGCCUCGGCGGCUGCAUUGCGCAGGCAGGUUUUGGGAUUGCAACGGUGGGUUACAUGUGCGUAAUGUUCUCGGUGACAACACCAUUGGGAAUACUUCUUGGAAUGGCAAUAUUCCAUAUGACUGGCUAUGAUGAUAGCAGUCCAAAUGCCCUAAUAAUAGAAGGGCUCCUUGGCUCACUUUCUUCUGGAAUCCUUGUCUACAUGGCACUUGUCGAUCUCAUUUCUCUUGAUUUCUUCCACAAUAAAAUGAUGUCAUCAUCUAAUAAAUUGAAAAAGGUCUCUUAUGUCGCAUUAGUGCUUGGAUCUGCAUCCAUGUCUAUAUUAGCUCUCUGGGCAUAGGUCAUAGGUGCAACCAGAGUGAAAUACGGUGUAUUGAUCCUUUGUAGGAAGAAAUGGAUGUUUUGGGAGUCAGGACUUCCCUCAUGUAAAUUAAACUUCCACAUAAUGGGAAACUUAAAAAUUCUUGAAUGCCUUUUGAUACUGUGAGCCAUUUUCGUCUCCUGAUUACCAUGGACAAUCAAAACGUACAGUGAUUUAUCUUUCAGUUUGUGUAUACUGAAUAAUGUAAUAGGUUCGACUUUUGUCUAUGCUACUUAUCCUGUUGUCACAUUUGGAAUGAUCACCCAUGUAAAGCACCAGAAGUUUGCAAACCAUGCAAAAUUUAAUUAA
This is a messenger RNA of Oryza sativa Japonica Group (Japanese rice), 1623 nucleotides long. Lineage: Eukaryota; Viridiplantae; Streptophyta; Magnoliopsida; Poales; Poaceae. The record is from RefSeq and is a predicted model, not a curated record.